Molecule: messenger RNA, 1014 nt
Organism: Penicillium odoratum
Lineage: Eukaryota; Fungi; Ascomycota; Eurotiomycetes; Eurotiales; Aspergillaceae
Product: GNAT family N-acetyltransferase
Exons: 1
Coding region: 1-1014 (337 amino acids)
Biological process (GO): mitotic sister chromatid cohesion
Cellular component (GO): NatA complex
Molecular function (GO): acyltransferase activity, transferring groups other than amino-acyl groups
Source: RefSeq, a predicted model, not a curated record
AUGGCAUAUCAGUUAUUCGCAAAGUCCCAAUCCAGGGGAUCAUCCUCUUCACCAUCUCCACAACGUCAGUGCCGUCCCCAUAAUCCACCCAUCCACCCACCACCCCUCCAACCGCCGGCCGUCGCAAAGAGUGGCCUAAAUGCCAGCCAGGACACUUUCCCGCCAUAUCCUUAUGAGAAUCUCGCAAGCUACCCUACAUCAGAACCUUCCAUUACAGUGGAGACUGUGAAGACCGCACAUAUACCUUCUUUGACGCGUAUCACAAGUACACUGCUGCCAAUUCGCUAUCCAAGCUCGUUUUACACAGCUACGAUUACCGAUCCGGUCAUCGCGUCGAUUUCACGAGUCGCAAUAUACCAUGACCACCCUGUGGCCGCGGUAACGGACCCUGGAGCUUUGACUGGUAUGGACAAAGUGAUUGGAGGUAUUCGGUGCCGGCUGGAGAGACAGGACGGGGAGACAGUGCACGGACGAGAGGUUACCAACCUGUACAUCCAGACCUUGCAUCUUCUGUCAGCUUACCGCGGUCGUGGUGUUGCGACUGCACUAUUGAACUCGUUACUCUUCUCACCGGGGAAGGAGAAUCCUAGUCGGGUAUCUGAGUUGGUCAAGCACUACAACAUUUCCUCGGUCACUGCCCAUGUUCAUGAAACGAACGAAGAUGCAUUGAAGUGGUACGUGUCAAGGGGAUUUAAGGUGCAGGAUGGCGUUAUAGAAGGCUACUACCGACGUCUGAAGCCCUCGGGUGCAAGGAUCGUUCGCUUGGUAGUGCAAUGGGAGGACGAGGAAAUCGACGAGGAGCCACAAGUCACCACGGAGGCAAAUGGAACUCCUCAGAGCUCAUCUCCAAAUGAUGCAGACGACGAGGACUGGGAAAGGAUUGAGGCAGAAGAUGGAGAAGAGGGAGAUCAUGGUGUGCAGUCAUUGAAUGACUCACAAGGGGACGAAACACCUUCGAGGAAACGCAAGGCCGAGGACGAGGAUGAGAAGGGAAGUGAGCCACAACGGCGAUGA